Molecule: messenger RNA, 1299 nt
Organism: Cladophialophora bantiana CBS 173.52
Lineage: Eukaryota; Fungi; Ascomycota; Eurotiomycetes; Chaetothyriales; Herpotrichiellaceae
Exons: 2
Coding region: 1-1299 (432 amino acids)
Biological process (GO): dehydro-D-arabinono-1,4-lactone biosynthetic process
Cellular component (GO): cytosol
Molecular function (GO): D-arabinose 1-dehydrogenase [NAD(P)+] activity
Source: RefSeq, a predicted model, not a curated record
AUGGCCAGGCCAAAGGCGCCACUGUCUAACUCGCUCCCCCCUCUGGUCUUCGGGACCGCCACCUUCAAUUAUCAGUACAAUGUUGACCCAUAUGCAUUGGGUCCAACAUCUCUGGUUCAAAAGGCUCUCGCCCAAGGAGUCCAUGCUUUCGACACCUCCCCUUACUAUGGACCAGCGGAAGAGAUUCUCGGGACUGCUCUGGACACCGACCUAGUCCGACGCCAUUAUCCCCGGGAUCAGUACUUCAUUCUCACAAAGGUUGGCCGCAUCGCCGCUGAUGCCUUCGACUACUCCCCGUCUUGGGUCAGACAAAGUGUCCAGCAAAGCUGCAAGCGUCUCAGGACCAAUUACCUCGACGUGGUCUAUUGCCAUGACUGCGAAUUUGUUUCGCCACACGAAGUCCUCUGCGCAGUACGGGAGCUCCGUCGGAUUCGGGACGAAGAAGGCACCGUGAAGUAUGUCGGCAUCUCCGGUUACCCUGUGUUGGUCCUCUGCGAGCUGGCCGAAAUGAUUCUGCGAGACACGGGAGAACCGCUGGACAUUGUUCAAUCGUACGCGAAUUUCACUCUCCAGAACACUCGGCUCCUGUCGGACGGUCUCCACCGUCUGGUCAACGCCGGCGUGGAUGUCGUGACAAAUGCCAGUCCCCUUGGAAUGGGUCUGUUGAGAUCGACUGGACCUCCCGUGGGUGCCAUGGGCAAUUGGCAUCCUGCUCCGGAUGGGCUCCGACAAGCCUGCAUUAACGCGGCCAAAUGGGCCGAGGCCAGAGGGGAAAAGCUCGAAGUUGUCGCGGUCAGAUUCGCCCUGGAAAACUGGCUUCGAGAGGGCGCCAAAGGAGGUGCCUUGGGUAGCCCGCUGGCUAACGCCGACACGUCUUAUGGCCACGCUCUCAGCCUGCCCCGGGAGAGACUCGGGGUCAGUGUCAUGGGUGUCAGUCGGGUGGAAGAGCUCGAGGAGACGAUGCGGGUGUGGAGAAGCGUGCUCGACGGUCUAGCCGACGACCUUGACGCCGAACCCGGGACAAUCACCCCCUCGGACGCGGUCAGUGAUCACGAGUGGUCUCUAGCGCGCCGUCAGACUAUCCGCGAACUGGCCAAAGGGAUCCGGGGCGUCAUCGGCUCUCAGUGGGUUAACUACGCUUGGGCGUCCCCUGAUCCCGGCUUUGUCAACCAAAGAAAGAGGAAGGACGAUGUUGUGAUGGAUGAGGUAGAAAUUGCUGCCGCUCCCGACACAACGAUGCCCACGCCACCCUCGGAAGCUGACGACAAUGGGAAACCGACCGACGUACCUCCUUUGUGA